Molecule: messenger RNA, 2419 nt
Organism: Micromonas pusilla CCMP1545
Lineage: Eukaryota; Viridiplantae; Chlorophyta; Mamiellophyceae; Mamiellales; Mamiellaceae
Exons: 1
Source: RefSeq, a predicted model, not a curated record
AUGAGCGCGUGGAAGGAGCGAUGGCGGUCGCUCAGGGGCGACCGCGCCGGCGGCCGCGGCGGCGCGUCCAAGAGCGCGCCCGAGGGCGCGCUCUCCGCGUUGACGCGGUCGCCGUCGGCGUUGCAUUUCCCCAAUUGCCGGAACGCGCGCGCGUCGAACGCGACGUCGACGUCGCGCGGCGGCGACGCCCUUCCGCGCGCGCACGCGACGAACGCGCCGGCUCGCGAGCGAGAGCACGACUGGAGCGUUGAGAUCCCGCUCCGGUUUCGCGGUCGCGUCGCCUCCGGCGAGUGCGACGUCGCGCUCGAGCUCGUGCGCGUGGACGUCGGAAGAGAGCUCCCGGAGGGCGUUCCCGACCGCGACGGCGCGCGUCGGCGGCGGCGACAGCGGCGGCGGCGACGCGCGGACGGCGCGCGGGACGACGACGACGACGACAACGACGACGACGCGCACCGCGCGCGCGACGUCCUCGAGCGCGUCGUCGACGCCGCGGAGACGGCGUGCGUGCUCGCGUGCGUGGGGACGGCGCACCCGGAGACGAGGUCGCUGACGCGCGCGAUGGCGCUCGCCGGCGCCGCGAGCGUCGCGGGUGGGAUCGCGGGAGGCCUGAGUCGCGGCCGCGGAGGCGCGACGGCGCGCGAUAGCCGCGACGACGACGACGACGACGCGCGCGACGCUCUGGGGAGCUACGACGGGCACGACGGCGUCGAACGCGGCGCGGUGAAUUUCGCGCGGCGCGCGUGCGGCGGCGCGUUGGCGUUGCACGCGUCGUCGUCCGCGAUGAGAGCGCUCGCGCCGGAGACGUAUCGCACGCUGAAGAGCGCGGCGACGCUCGCGGCGAUCAAGAUCGUCUUCGCGCAGCCCGCGAACGACGUCUCGUCGGGAAUGGGAUCGGGAUCGGGAUCGGGAUCGGGAUCGGGAUCGGGAGGAGAAAUAGAAAACCGACCGGCGGGGCGCGGCGUUCGCGGCGGCGUCGGGGGCGUCGUCCGCGCCGGCGUCGAGGACUGGCUCUCGCGCGUCGUCGGGAGACGCGCCGCGUGCGAGAUCGAACGCGACGGCGUGGACGUCGGCGGCGACGAGUGGCAUCGACGGUAUCGAUGGGCCGCGCUGAGGGUGUUGGACCUCGUCCCCGCGACGCCGUCCGCGCCGACGCUGGCGCCGUUGCUCGCGUUCGCGAGCGGCGUGGCGUUGACGGUAGCGCGCGGGGGGGUCGGGUUCGGCGUCGACGGCGAGGAUGUCUCCGUCUGCGAAGGCGGCGGGGGACGAUCGCGAUCGCGAGGGCGCCGGUUGCACGCGGCGUGGUCGCCGAAAGGGGUGGGCGGGGUCGCGCGAGGCGCGAGGCGGCGCGAGGGGACGGCGUCCGAUCCGAUGGGGAUCGCGCUCCUGAGUCCGUUUCUCAACUUGGAUCAGGUCACGACCGCGGAGGUUCUCGCGUUCGAGGGGGCGUCGUGCGCGUCGUCGCCGAGCGCGAACGCGAACGCGACGCCCGUGAAGCGCGGAUGGCUCCCGCCGUCCCCGACGAGCGACGCGGGGUCGUCCCGAGCGUCGGAUUCCCCGGGGGAUCGAGCGUCGUCCGUCGUCUCACAGGAGGAACGCGCCGGCGUGCGGUGCGUAGAGGGCGACAUCUGGGGCGCCGCGGAGAGAGCGAGCGCGGCGGCGUUGUGUUACCGCGGCUCGUUCCUUCUCCUCGCGUUUCUGCCAGUGUUCUUCGUCUCCGUGCCUCUGCUCGUCUUGAGCGAGAAACCGGGCGCGGUCAGGGCGUUCACCGCGCUCGGCGCGAGCGGCGUCGUCGCCGUGCUGUUGGGGCUCGCGUGCGUCGUCGCCGGGUGCGUGCUCUUAUACUCCGACGUCGGCGGCGGGUUCGGGUCGUAUCAGGACCAGUCUGAGACGUUCGGGUUCGCCGCGUCGGUCGCGACGGGGAACGCGCUCAUCGCGGGUCCGGGUCUGUGCGCGCUCGCGCUUCUGUUCUGCGCGAUCUUUUUUACCGGCGGCGACAGCGCCUCGAGCGUCCUCGCGAGGAAGGAGACCAAAGCCGCGAUGCGAAGGCGCGCGUGGAAGACGCUUCACGCCGCGGUGUCCAACUGCGGCGCCGCGCUCGUGAAGUGGGCGCAGUGGGCGUCCGUUCGCAGGGACAUCUUCCCGGAGGACUUUUGCGAGGCGAUGAGCGCGCUGCACGACGACGCGCCUCGGCACUCGAGGAAACACACGGAGAAGAUCAUACGCGAAGAGUUCGGGGUCCCGUCCGGGGACGUCUUCCAGCACUUCCCCCCGGAGCCGGUCGCGAGCGGGUCCAUCGCGCAAGUGUACCGGUGCGUGUUGAAACCCGAGGUGGCGCGCGCGUGCGCGGCGCGCGAUCCGGAGCUCGCGCGGCGGCUGCGAGAGCAGCGAGGGAAGGCGUCGAGCGCGGGAGCGGGAGAAC